Molecule: messenger RNA, 1293 nt
Organism: Cyanistes caeruleus (blue tit)
Lineage: Eukaryota; Metazoa; Chordata; Aves; Passeriformes; Paridae
Source: RefSeq, a predicted model, not a curated record
CAGAGGGAUGUCCGGCUCCGGGCCACGCUGACGGUCGCGGGCAGGACUUCCUGUCGGACAUGGCCAUGACGGAGGUGGAUCGUUUCAUGGACCGGGAGCACCUGAUCUUCCGGGAGAACACCUUGGCCACCAAAGCCAUCGAGGAGUACCUGAAGCUCAUCGGCCAGAAAUACCUCAAGGACGCCAUUGGUUCCAGCACCAUCAUCAUGAGGCCAUUGGAUGGUCCCUACUCACAGUCACGUUCCAUCACCAGCAUCCCAUGGUCGUGUUCCAUCACCAUUGUGAGAUCCUUGGGUGAUCCAGGUCCAUCACCACCAUCAUGAGAUCUUUGGGUGGUUCCAGGUUCCACCACCAUCAUCAUGAGAUCUUUGAGUGAUCCCCACUCAUGGCCAUGAGGUCAUUGGAUGGUCCCUACACAUGGUCACGUUCCUUCACCACCAUCACGAGAUCUGUGUUCCCCAUUCACGGUCACGUUCCAUCACCAUCAUCAAGAGAUCCUUCAGCGUUUCAAGAUUCCAUCACCAUCAUCACGAGGUCUUUGGUCCCCACUUUUGGUCACGUUCCAUCACCACCAUCAUGCACUCUUUGGGUGGUCCCCAUUCACAGUCACGUUCCAUCACCACCGUCAUGAGAUUUUCAUUCCCCACCCAUGGUCACGUUCCAUCACCAUCACAAGAUCUUUGGGUGGUUCCCACCCAUGGUCACGUUCCAUCACCACCAUCACGAGAUCUUUGAAUGGUUCCAGUUUCCAUCACCACCAUCACGAGAUCCUUGGGUGGUCCCCAUUCACGGUCACGUUCCUUCACCACCAUCACGAGAUCUUCAUUCCCCACCCAUGGUCACGUUCCAUCACCAUCACCACGAGAUCUUUGGGUGGUCUCCAUUCACAGUCAUGUUCCAUCACCACCAUCAUGAGAUCUUCAUUCCCCACCCACGGUCACGUUCCAUCACCACCAUCACGAAAUCUUUGGGUGGUCUCCAUUCACAGUCAUGUUCCAUCACCACCACCACAAGACCUUUGUUCCCCACCCACGGUCACGUUCCAUCACCACCAUCACGAGAUCUUCAUUCCCCACCCACGGUCACGUUCCAUCACCACCAUCACGAGAUCUUUGGGUGGUCUCCAUUCACAGUCUUGUUCCAUCAAUACCAUCAUCUCAAGACCUUUGGUUCCCACCCAUGGUCAUGUUCCAUCACCACCAUCACGAGAUCAUCAUUCCCCACCCAUGGUCACGUUCCAUCACCACCAUCACGAGAUCUUUGGGUGGUCUCCAUUCACAGUCUUGUUCCAUC